AUGCUUUCACUUGUAGGACUAGGACUGGAGCCCGGCGACAUUUCGCUGAAGGGGGCGCGGCUUGCCCGGGAGGCCGACGUUGUCUACCUGGAGAAGUACACAAGCAUAGUUCUGGACGAAACAGAAAUAGAGGCUGUUUUAGGGCGAGAAGUAAAGCACGCGUACAGAGAAGAGAUCGAGGGGGCCGGCGGCAGCGAGCCUUUUAUUAUAGAAGAAGCCUCCAGCAAGAACGUGGUGCUUUUGGUUGUUGGAACGCCUCUUUUUGCAACCACGCACACGGAGCUGCUGAUACGCGCGCAGGAGCUGGGAAUUCCCGUGCGGGUGCUGCACAACGCGUCCAUACAGAGCGCCUUCGGGUGCUGUGGGUUCAACUCGUACGGGUUCGGGCGAACUGUCUCGAUCCCGUUUUUCAUAGAAAAUUGGCGGCCGUACGACUUUGUGCGAAAGAUCAUGGAGAACUUCAGCAGCGGCCUGCACACGCUGUGCCUGCUCGACAUAAAGAUAAACGAGCCCACGCUAGAAACUCUGCUGGGAAAAGAGGACCGGCGAUAUACGCGGUUUAUGACGAUUCCCGAGGCUGUUUCCCAGAUCCAGGAGGCGGCGCAGCACUGCGGAGUCACGCAGCUGGCAGGCGCGAAGGCUGUUGCCAUAGAAAGGCUCGGCCUGCCCAGCGAAGAGUUCACGUAUGGAACCCUGGAGGACCUGCAGAAAAGGGAGUACGGCCCUCCCCUGCACUCCAUCAUCAUCCCGUCCGCGCACGGAAACGAGAUGGAGCGAGAGUGCGUUGAGAGAUUUUUCCAGGCGCGAGGGACCGCUGAGCAAAACUAG
This is a messenger RNA of Nematocida major, 828 nucleotides long. Its product is annotated as diphthine methyl ester synthase. The coding region runs from base 1 to 828 and encodes 275 amino acids. The transcript has a single exon. Gene Ontology annotation, molecular function: diphthine synthase activity. Gene Ontology annotation, biological process: protein histidyl modification to diphthamide. The record is from RefSeq and is a predicted model, not a curated record. Lineage: Eukaryota; Fungi; Microsporidia.